UUCCCCACGCUACUAUAUUAUUCACAUAGGUCCAUGUGAUGCUGGUUAUCUAUGCAACUUGGGCAGUUACACCCCAACACCUAUUGACGAUGGUAGUCUGCCUUAUAAUGGUCGUUGCCCAGUGGGCCAAUACUGCCUCAGUGGUGCCACGGAUGGCACAGAUUGCCCGAGGGGCACGAUGCGCAACACGACGGGUGCUGCUGCAGAAGAUGAAUGUUUUCCAUGCAAUCCUGGUUUCUACUGUUUAAAUGCUGGCCAAUCUGCCCCAACCAAGCCAUGUGAAAAAGGUUACUAUUGCCCUGGUAAUGCGUCUAAUACAUCACCCACACAGUAUGAUUGCCCAGUGGGCCAUAUGUGCCCUGAACAAUCUGCGGCACCUAUACCUUGCCAAACAGGUACCUACCAGCCAUCAGUUAGGGGUUCCACGUGUGAAUUAUGCCCACCAGGUUUUUACUGUGAAGAUGUUUUAACCGGUGGCCAGCAACCCUGCCCUGCAUUUUCAUACUGCCCAGCUGGCACCCCGUACCCACUUACAUGCCCAAAUGGAACCUACACACUUUCCACUGACCAGGGAUUUGCACGGCCAACUGAAUGUCAUCAAUGUCCAGUUGGAAAGUUCUGCACUGGUGGACAAAUACAAGGCAACUGCUCCGCUGGUUACUUCUGUGAGUCUGGUUCCUUUUCACCAACUGGUAGCAUCUUACUUGACCCCUGCCCGUCAUUACAACCGUGUGCAGGUCCAUGCCCUGCAGGUUCUUAUUGCAGAAUUGGGGAAACUGACCCAGUUCCCUGCCCUGAAAACACAAUUAGAACAACACCAGGUGCUAGCCAGCUCUCUGACUGCAUAUUCUGCCCUGCUGGUCUGUUGUGUCAUGAAGGUAACCCAGUGGCUGACAACUGCCCUGUAGGUCACUACUGUCUUGGAUUGAAUUUCAGUGACUGCAACAGUGGUGCGGGUCCACAGCCAUGCCCGCUGUACACCUUUGCUAAUGAGACAGGAGGAAGCAAAAUAGACGACUGCCUACCAUGUCCACCAGGUUUCUGGUGCAAUGAAACUGGUCUUUCUGAUUAUUCAGCUUCAGCGUGUGAACUUGGCUUCUACUGUACUGGUGGGGGACAACCACCUACAAAAUGUCCAGCUGGUACCAUGCGUAAUCAAACUGGUGGAACUUCAGUAGGAGAUUGUGGUUCAUGCACUCCAGGUUAUUACUGCCCUGACCCUACAACAACUGAUGUUACAAAUAUCAAUGGUAUACCUUGUGAUAUGGGAUUUCAAUGUCCUGGUGGUUCUACAAGCCAGAAGCCAUGUGAUAGCGGUUACUAUUGCUUGGAAAAGACCAGCAUACCAAAUAUUUGUCCAGCAGGAUAUUUUUGCCCCGAGGGUUCGUACAAUUUUACCGAGUGUUCUUACCCCUUCUACUGCCCCGAGGGGACGGGAAACCCCCGUCCAUGUGAUAUUGGGUACCAACCCCUAAACAUAUCAAGUCUACGUAGCAACCUAACAACAGCUUGUAUGAUAUGUCCAGCUGGUUCGUACAGAAAUUCUUCAAAUGACGAUAAGUGCCAACCGUGCCCACCUGGGUAUUUCUGCCCAGAAGGAACUGGCAACUACCAAGAAAACCCAUGUCCAGUAGGUCACUACUGCCCCGAGGGUGGGGUAACCUCUGUAGGCGGGGUAACGGGUCAAGCCAUCCCGUGUCCAGCGGGGACAUAUGCCGACGCCCCGGGCUCAGUGGCAGAAGCGUGCAUUUCGUGCUUGGCGGGAAUGUACAAUAACUUAGAAGGCCAGCCUGCUUGCUUCCCAUGUGGUAGCUCCGCUGUUUCUGGUGUUGGAGCAACAGAAUGUACAUGUUUAGGUUUCAACAGAGCUUUCCAACCCAGUGAUGGAUCAUGUAUUUGCCAGUCAGGUUACAUCUAUUAUAAUGAAGCUGACUUGCUUGAAUUCCAAGGCAACUCUGAAUUUUCUUGCGAGGCUGUAGUAGACACUCGUUGUGGUAGCGGGGAAACCAGGGUAGCUAGCGACCGUUCAUGCACGACUGCCACCACAUAUUCAUGUGAUGGUUAUUGUGGCAACCGUGGGGGUUCAAUGAAUGUAGAUCUUGGAACUUGUUUGUGUGACAGCGUGACCGCUACUCAAGAAAUUGAUUGUUAUGACUGUAAUACUCUUUCCACAAGUUUAGACUCGAACGGAGUUCUAACAAUAACGACCACAGAGUCCAGCACAGGUGCCACGACACCCGUCACCGUUCCCGAUGUAAUCGGACCAACGGAUAAAAUUUCUUCACCUGCUGAUACUUACUUUGUGCAGAUGAAUCCCAAUGGAGUUUUUGGUACAGUACCAAACGAAAUGAGCACGGCCGAGAACGUUGUUAAUGGGAGUAUGCAGGAGGAGAUAAAUGCUCUCUUCCCUGCCGUUACUGCUAGAAAAAGAAGAUCACUUUUUGUGGAAGACGAUCUUCUCGAAUCUGUUUCAAGCUACUUUGGAAGAAGACUUUUACAAACCACAAGCAAUGCAACAGCACCCCCUGUAACUGUAACCCUCCCUGCCACAACACUACCUGUUAUUUCCAACCCUGUUAUUUGCUUGCAAUUAAAUGAGAUGCUGAUAUUCAGUGUAUAUGUUCACCCUACUGAUAGAACACUAAGCAAUUACCCAGUAUAUGUGAGGAACCAUCUGUUUAAUACAAACCCCACAUUUGACUAUGGUGCAUUCAGGUUACUGCAGACUUACAUCACACAAACUAACUUAACGGUGUCCAACUUUGCCCAGUUGUUUGUAACACCUGGUAUUUAUGUGUUCGCUGACGCUCAACAACCUUCGCAGGAAGUCUUUGUAAAUGUGCUACAGACUGGUUUACAAUGCGUUACACCCCGGAUUCAACCGGCUACAACCAGUUCCUUGUCACAACUCGGCAUUGCAAAGCAGUCUGUUACAAACUUAGCACCAGACUGGGUGCUUAUCGCAGUCAUUCUCGCACUUUUCGGAGCUAUCGUUCUUCUACUGCUCAUUGCUGUCUUCGUGUGGCGGCCCCGAGAUGCCGGGAUUUACCCAAUGCGGUACUGGAAGCCGCGGUAUCGUGCCUUGGGUGAACCUUACGUGGCACCUGAGAAAUCUGUGGUUUUUGGUGCCGUAGACGCAAGGGAAGGGCUUGAUUUUGUUCGAGAGAGAGGAGAGGCUGAAGGAGCUGAAGCUUCUCUUGUUAAAGACCGGCAGCUGCUGGAGGACUUUAAUGUCCGUACUUUGUACGACAAACUAGAAGAUCAGAACCUCCACAUAGCAGCUCAGAUGCAUAAGCAUAGGGAUUGUUUGGAAGGCUUCUAUAAGAGGAUUAGCAAACAAACUGAAGGUCUUAAGGACAUGUUGAAUGAUUUUGAUCCCAAACAUCCAUCAGGCAUGAGGAGAGGAAGUGAUGAUAGUUCAGAUCUUACUGUGGUUAAUACAACUGUUGUUAUGGAUGGUAUGCAAGGAAGGGGACCUGCUCAAAAAGAUCAGGAGUUGCUAAAUAUGUUGGAAGACUUGCUUAAGAAGUUGAACAGUGGAAAAAUCACGUUAUCAGAUGAGAUGAUAAGUGAUGCAAGAAGGAGGAUGCAAGGCCUUGAUAAGGCAUCAGAUGAUUGGAGAGCAGGAGCUGAUGCGGAUUUGAUCCGAUCCCAGCAGGAGGACUCCAUUAACCUGGAGCGAGAUCUGAUCUCAAAUGAGAGAGACGACCUCACGAAAAUGAUCAUCAAACAUGAGAAGAGAAGACAAGAUGCAUUGGAAGAAAUGAAUAAAAAUCUCGCGAAUAAAUUACAAGGAGAAUUAUCCGAAAAAGAGAUCAACUCGUUGCUGGCUGACCAUGAGAGGGAGCUAGAGAAAGCUCUCGGAGUUUUGAACAAAGAGAAGCUUCGUCAAAUGAAUGAUCUUAAAGAUCAGCUCGCUGCAAAGAGAAGAGAGAAAGGAAGAAGACUUAAUGAUCUUCACUCCGAGCAAAGGAGAGAAGGGGGACUUCCAGAUGCUGGAGCACUUGGUGAAGAAGACCUUUCACUCCUCGAGAAGAAAUUGGAAGCAGCCAUGUUGGAUGAGAGGAAGAAUGCAUCACAGGAGGAGAGGGAUCAAUCAUCUGCAUCAGCUGAAGAGGACAAAGUGAAGAUGUCGAAGACCAUUGAUGACGAACUCGACUCGAUGGUAGCGAGUGGUCUAAUCACAGAUGACGUUCGUGAACAACUGAAGCAGAAGAUUAUCAACCAGGAGCGGGAUCUUAAUGAGAGGAUGGAGCAGAAGAGAGAGAUGCAGAUAAAGUCAAUGAGAGAUAGAAUGGCAGAACGUAAAAAAAAGAGAAUGAAAAUGCUGCAAGAGAAACAUGAAAGAGAGAAAGUUGAACUGGGAGACGAUGUUCCAGAUUUAGAGGAACGACAUGCAGCAGAGCGUGACGCGUUGGAAGCCGAACUCGAUGCUGAGGAAUAUUCAGUGGAGCGUGAAAUAAACGAAACCAUUCAAGUGGAACAUAAGGAAUUGUUGUCGCAAAUUCAUAAAUCCGCGAUCACAGAGCUGGCAACACAGGAGAACAUGGACGCUGACAAACACCAAGAACUGCUUGAUAAAUAUCAACGUGGACUUGAUAAUUACGAACAUCUAAAUCAAGCUAAACAUUUAAAACAUGCACAGGAUCUUAAGGCAAGAUUAGCGGCAAGAAGAACUCGCAGAGCAGCUGAAAUCCAGCGCUCCGAGGAGGAAAAACUGCUCUUAAAGAAGAGAGAAGAGGAGGAGAGGAUGAUUCGAGAGAUGGAGGAGAAGAGGAGAGAGGAGGAGAAGAGGAAAGAGGAAGACGGAGGAAUUAUGAUUCCUCAUAUUAACAUCACUGAGGGUCAUGAAGUCCAGGCACUCGCCCGUGAGCAAGAGCGCCAACAAGCGGAAAACGAGACGGAAAAACUCGCUGAGGUAGAACGACUCAACCAUGACCUGGAGAAGAAAGAGCAAAAAGAGGAGAAAUCGCUGGAGCGUAAACUCCAAGAGGAGGAGGAUAAGAUAAAGAGUGAGAUGAAAGAUAAACAUGAUGCAGAGAUAAGAGCAAGGACUGAUCUCACUGAUGAACAAAUGCAGCAGCUAAUGGCGGCCCAUCAGCAAGAAUUAGAUGAACUAGAUCGUGGGUUGGAAAAACAACAGAAUAAACAACGAGCGGCAUUAAGAGACAGACUGGCUGCACGCAGAGCAAAGAAAACUUCAUUGUUACGUAAUAAACAGGAGACAGAUGCAAAGAAAGAGGAAAUUGAACAAAGAAAGGAAAUGUCGCAAGUGAAAGCAAAAUCUGCAAAAGAGGCGGAAAAAGCAGCGAUUAUUGAAGGAAUUCAACAAAACGGAGCAGAAUCGAGUCAUAAAGUUAUUCAGAGGGUGCUUGAACAAAGACAAAACCAGGAAAUGAAAGAUUUGGAGGCAGAGUUUGCUCUGAAGAAGAAGAUCAUAUUAGAUGAAUGUCUUCAAGAUAUCAGGGAUCAGUUCAGGAAGAAGAUGGACGCUAUGUUAAACCGACACGAGUCUGAACUUGAACAACUUGAAAACGAAGGACUUUCCCCUGAUUUGUUGGAGGCUAGAAGAGAAGAGUUGUUUGGUCGACAAAAAGAUGAGAUAAGAUCUCUUGAGCAAAAUCAUAAGAAAGAAUGCAAAGAGAUUGAAGAGCAUGCUACAGCUGGCUGGAACCUUGACUUUGCUAAAGCUAAAUAUGAACUGAAAGAAAAGCAUUACCAGGAAUAUGCACAAACGGUGCGCGAGCUUGCACCAAGUGUUGCACAAUCUGCACAACAAGCUGAACAAUCUGCUCAGAGACUUGAAUCUACCAAACAAAGACUUGAACAAGAACGGGCAGAAGCAGAGAAGAAAUUUGCUCAAGAGCGUUUAGAGCUUGAAGAGGAAGGGAAGAGGAGAAUUGCGAUGGAAAUGGAAGAUUUUGAGAAACAACUUGCUGAGGAAACUAAAGCUGAAAAAUUGAAAGCUGAGAAAACGCUGCAGACGCUUGAAAAGAGAAAGGAAAAAAUGCUCAAGGAUAAAAGAGAGAAGAUGAAAGAGGAAAUUGAUCGAGCAGCUGCAGCUGGAGCAAGUGAGGAGGAACAAAGAAAGAUUCUGGAACAGCACGAACGAGAUGUUGAGAAGUUUACGAACAAAAUGGAUCGUGAAAGACUUCGAAUGCAAAGUCAACUGGAGGAGAGACUCAAGAAGAGAAGGAAAGAAAAAAUGCAGGCAAAGAAAGGAGACAUUGAACAACAACAAGAAACUACAAGGAAAGAAAUGGACGAUAAACAAAAGGCUGAACUUCAACAAGUACAAGAAAAACAGAUACAAGCCAUGCAAGAAACAAGCAAACUUAUUGAACAAGAUUCUGCUAAGCUUAUACAAGACCAACCAGUGCUUCCAGAUGUACAGACUGUGCAGCAUGUGCAAGCGGAUAUGAGGAGCUCAGUUAUUCCCACAGUGAUUGGCGUACCUAUGCAUUCCGCACCUGCACAGAUGCCUGGAAUGAGUGAAAAACAGCUACACGUCAUGUUACAAUCAUCACCACUUUAUAAAACUCUGCAAGAAAUACAAGUCGUAUUAUUAAGUGAACAAGGAAUUGGAGUGCGGCCCACUUCGAAAUCUGCUUUUAUGGGACCAGACACAGCAAGCACAGACACGGAACUCAUCCCAACGAAACUAUCUGACUUAUCUGUCCACGAACUCGUGUCAUACAAAUUUGGCACGUUUGUCCUCGGCUUACUACGUAUGCAUCGUACAUCCCACCCUCCUAUUAACUUACUGGUGGCGGAAAAAGUUCCAGCACAGCCAGAGUUGACGGGAAAUGCAUUUAGAGGAUCUUUCAGUUUUGAUCAAGGCAACGGUAUCUUAUACAUCAAGCGUUCGUGGUUGGUUGGAGAAUCUGUAGGACGUUUAUCAUUGCUGCUUGUACAUUGCAUGGCACAUUUGACUAUUAAGGAUUUCAGUGAUGAUUUGGCUGCGGGAUUCUUACAAGAGUUCUACCAGUGCCUUGCAGUGCUCAGUGAUGACCUGUUUUUCGCAAGGUGCAAGGAUGAGGCUGGGAAGAGUGGUGCUGAUACAAAGUCACCAAGCCACCUUAACCCAACCCAUGAUCUGCUAUUCGCUAAAUUGCCUACCGAUGUCAGCUCAGACCGCUCCUUCCACCAGGGUGCGAUGGAGAGUCGGCUGUCGAAGUAUAGUCACGCCUCAAUGAGCACAGCUGUUCGAGACGACCUCGGUAGUGUAGAGAGUAAAAUGAAAAAGGCAUCCCAAUCUUUGCAUGGAUUUGACCAGAAAUUGAAGGAAUUCGCACCAGAUGCUCAAGACAGACCAAAAACCACCACACCAACACCAAAUGUUGACCAAGACGAUCUUAACAAGGAGUUUUUAUCGUUGACCAAAGAAGCAAGUGACUUACAUGAGGAGUUGUCACAUGGUGGGCAAAAGGAGGGUGUAGGAGUUCGGAACCGGCUUACAAAUGUCACAAUACGGUUGUCAGAAGUGCAAAAAAGGUUGCGGUCGCCUCAACAGUAAAGCACACAGAAGUUUAAGCACAAACAAUGUACAUAGUGCGCAGUAAUAUAAGUGCAAUUCCAAUGUAUUGGCUGCAUUGAAAGAUUGCAGUAAAGUUAAAAACAGAAAGCAGCAACAUUUUAGUUACAUUUUGAUAUAAUUUAUAAAUUGUACAUAAUUUCAUAUAUUAUUUUGUAUUUUUUCAAAUUACGUCAAAUUUAUAUUUAUCUAUUUUUGUAUAUUUUUCAAUUAGUCGUCUGUGAUUUUGUAGCAGUUGUUUUGUACGCGCAAAUGAGCACUGUCCAGCACCCACGCACAUCUCCUGCACUUCUCACUGUUACCGCGUCGAUAGCAGAACGCGUAGUUUUACUUAGCAAAUAAAAUUGUGAAAUUAGUUUGAAAA
This is a messenger RNA of Ciona intestinalis (vase tunicate), 7898 nucleotides long. Lineage: Eukaryota; Metazoa; Chordata; Ascidiacea; Phlebobranchia; Cionidae. The record is from RefSeq and is a predicted model, not a curated record.